Messenger RNA from Haemonchus placei, 645 nucleotides. Lineage: Eukaryota; Metazoa; Nematoda; Chromadorea; Rhabditida; Trichostrongylidae. The record is from the annotation of a GenBank genome assembly.
AUGCAGUCGUACACGGUAGCAUCAACGAAAUGCACUUGUCCAUCGAGAGUGGUCAUCGAACAGCGCUGUUACUGUAGAGGAACGCAAGAUGAAACUUUUACAAUUCAUAUUCCAUUACAACAUAUGAAUGAACGCGAAUAUAAGCCGGAGCGCUUUAAAACACUUUUAGUUAUGAUCUCUUUUCUGAUCGUCGGACUGAUUAACCAUUUCGUACUUGCCGUUGUAACAGAUAUUAUAAGCCAGUUGCCACUUCCCGAUUUCGCGCAUUCUAUUAUUCCUCAGAACGACUUUUUGAGACAUAUGGGAGACUUCUUUACAGCUGCAGCAGCAUUUUUACUGAUACUUAUCUGCUGUGUAUUCCACAAGCACAGAUGGAUUGUCACUCGACGUCUUUGCUACAUCCUUACUGUACUAUACAUGAUGCGAGCUAUUAGCAUUUGUCUUACUCAUAUUCCAUCAGGAUUCCAGGAAAGCGAAAAUCCGUUCGUUUUCAGCUCGAUACUCUUGGAAAUGAAGUAUAAGGUGUUGAACUCACUCGGCCACAUCUCCGUUCCAACAGAUCUACGAGCUGCUGCCCAAUCUCACUUACUUACGACGGCUUUCGAUGGGGUGCGACCUCCCUUCGCGGGCUCCCUGAUUCUCUAA